This is a messenger RNA of Maudiozyma saulgeensis, 942 nucleotides long. NCBI's taxonomy places the organism in Eukaryota, Fungi, Ascomycota, Saccharomycetes, Saccharomycetales, Saccharomycetaceae. The record is from the annotation of a GenBank genome assembly.
AUGAGUAAAGAUACUGAAGUUCAAGUUCCUAAGAUGAAAGUGAAGCAAAUAGAUGCUUCAUUAGAUAAGCCAUUAGAUGCAGAUGCUCCACCAACCAUAUACCAAACUAAAUUGACUCCAGAAUUAGCUUCUGCUGCAUUAAAUUUAUCUGUGGAUUUUUUAAAACAACAACAAUCAUUAUGUAAUUAUUAUUUGAUUAAGAGUCCCAUCGUUAUAAUUGUUGAUUUAUUAUUUUUAAUAAUUUAUUUAGGUCCACGUUUAAAUUAUCCGCCAUUAAAAAAUUCUAACGAUUCUAUGGUUUUAACCUUUAAUUCAGUUUCAGGUUAUUUAUAUCAUAUAUAUAUGAUGAAUAAAUUCACUUUCUUAUCUGCUGCUUUGUUUACUGUGAUGUUAACAUCUUUUGUUUUCACUUUGGUUUCAAGAUUAUCUGAUACUUUCUUUAAAACAAAAAUUGAUCAAAUUGUUAAAGGUGAUGGUGAAAUAAUUUUUGGUUUUAAAUUACCUGAAAUUAUUAAAAUUAAUAAAGAUACACCAAAUUUACCUGAAAAUACUAAUAUUGUAGUCUAUAGAAAUACUCCAAUUGCUUUAGUCUCAGUAAGUGAAAAUCAAGUUUUGUCAACACCAGAUUCUUUAACUAUGACAAUUAGUGCAAUUGGUUGUCGUAGAGUUUAUGUUAAAUCAGGUAUUUUAGAAGAUUUAUUAGAUUGGACAAUGAUUAGAACUAAAGCCAUUGGUUCAGGAAAGAAUAAAUUAGAUAAAUCAAUGAAAGUUUUAAUUGAAAUUUAUUCCUUUGAUGAUGCAAUGAAGAAAAUUUUAACUAAGAAAGGUUAUUCCUGUAUUUCUGUUGGUAAAGCUCAAGAAAAUAGAUUGUUAAGUGGAUUAUUUGGUGUUAAAAAAGAACUUUGGGGCGUUCAAUUCCAUGUAAAGAAUCCAGCAUUGUAA